GUGUACAGUAUACCGGGUGUACAUAAUAGACUCUCUUGGGACUAAAGCUUUGUUGUUUUUGCCUUUUGGUGUAGUGGAAAGUUUACAUUCAACAUCACUUGUUCACAAAGUUUAAUAAAACAAAGGGUAAUUGGUGUGAUGAAAUUAAUGACUCAAAACCUAAUUAUGAUAAGUCACUAUAAUCAAUAAACAAGGUCUCCCCACUUAUGAGAGUGAAGUUUUGGAUGUCAAUUUUACGCGUUCAAGUUGAGUUACCAUAUUCCCUAAAAAAAAAAAUGUUGAGUUACCAUAUUACUUUAAAUUUUGAAUAUUGAACUUGGGACUGACUAUAAACUGCUAUUAUCUCGUGAAAUUCCAGACCAAAUGAGCUCAACACGUGAAGUUUCGUUGUCAUUUUUAGUAUUUUUGCAUGCAAAAAUUUCAGACCAAACAACACAAGUAUACAACCAACAAAACAUACCCAUGUUUUGAUAACAUUGAUAAGACAAACCUAAGCAUUGCAGCAGCCAGCAAAUUUGAUAAUGACUCCUUAAAUUUGUUACUCCAUACGUCCCUAUAUUCAAAUGUGAACGAUUAAUUAAGAAGCGUGUUAUGAGAAUUCAUCAUUUUCAAACGGAAUUAAGAUGUACCUACUUUUAGUGUUGCGUGUUUAUGUGCUCACGUCAUUCUUAUUUAAGAUUUCUUUUUAACUGGUUGCACCACAUAUCAAUACAAUCAAUGUAUUGGAACGAUCGUGUUUUUUUUUUUUUUUUUUUUUUUUUUUUUUUUUUUUUUAUUUUUUUUAAUGCAAACAAAAGUUACAUGUGAUUAUGUGAUGCAUGCAAAGUUUCCAUGGAUAAACAUUUGUAUGGCAUGAACCAAUUUAUGGUACAUGUGGCAACACCGAAAAACUACGAGCAACCAAUUCAAAAUAUUCACUUUAUCACAUAUGUUGCACUUGCCCAAUUCCAAGGGCGGAAUUUCAUGUUCCAUAACAUUUUAUUGUAUUUAUUAGAAAAUUUCCCAAGAUUUUAUAAAUCCCUACGAAUAUAUAAUAAGUAUAUCUCGUGCAUUAAUACGGUAAAGCUUAGAUAUAUCUUGUAGAAGGUAAAGUACUUUAAAAUUAAUUUGUUACAAAGUAACAAGAAACAAGGAGGUGAGGGUGUAAAGGGAGGUAGUUCUAUAUAUCUUUCUCUCAAAACUCGGACAACCUUUUAUUUUUCUUAUUAUCCCUUCAUUUUUGCAACAAUCACAAAAAUAUUAAAUGAGAGAGCUCCUAGAAAAUACCAAAACCAAUGGAUUUGCUUCAUUUGUUGGUUACUUAAUACUUAUCACAUCCAUCUUGAGCAUUUUUGCUUUCCACUCACCUUUCUCUUUAAACAUCACCAAAACAUUAGAGCAAAUCAAUUCAAUAAAUCAUCCUCAAAAGGAUAAAAAUGGAAAAUGUGAUUUGUUCAAGGGGAAAUGGGUUGAAGAUUAUUCAAAAGGCCCACUAUAUACAAAUGCAACAUGCACAACAAUUCCAACGUCAAAAGAUUGCUUCUUGCAUGGGAGGAAUGACAAGGAGUUUUUGUAUUGGAGAUGGAAGCCACACAAAUGUGAGCUCCCAAGGUUCGAACUUGAUACCUUUUUUCAAAUUAUGCGCGAUAAGAGGCUAGCAUUUAUAGGAGAUUCUGUUGGUAGAAACCAAAUGGAGUCUCUUUUAUGCAUCUUGUCUCAAGAAGAAGCACCAAUUGAUGUGUAUAAGGAUGCAAAAGACCAGUCUCGAACAUGGUUCUUCCCUAGGAACAAUUUCACCCUAAUGGUGUUAUGGACUAGGUUUUUGGUUAAGGGUGUUGAAAGAGAAGGUGGAGUUUAUGAUUUGCACCUUGAUCAAGUGGAUGAAAAAUGGGGUUAUAAUGUGAGUCAAGGUUUAGUGGAUUAUGCAAUCGUUUCAAGUGCUCAAUGGUACUUUAGAAAGAAUUAUUUAUUUGAAGGUGGGAAAUUAAUUGGAUGUCUCUAUUGCAAUGAAGCCAAUUUGACUCAAUUUAAAGUGAGUUUUGCUAUUGGGAAGGCCUUUCAAACUACACUCAGCUACAUUAAUGGUUGCAAAAAUUGUAAGGGCAUGCUGACCUUGGUGAGAACAAUUUCACCAACACAUUUCGAAAAUGGGACGUGGAACACCGGAGGCCAUUGCGAAAGAUCAAAACCUUACAACAAAGAAAAUAUGUUGAUAUCUAGCAAAAACAAUGAUGAAUGGGAGGUAAGAGACAUUCAAAUCGAAGAAAUCGAAAGAGCAAAGAAAGAAGGCUAUUGGAAGGGACAACGAAAAUUCCAAGCCUUGGAUAUCACUAAGGUUAUGUUGUUGAGACCGGACGGACACCCGGGUUCACACUGGCGUGACAAGAAGAAGAAAGGGUUCAAUGAUUGUGUGCAUUGGUGCAUGCCUGGCCCUAUUGAUGUGUGGAAUGACCUCUUCUUAGCACUACUUAGUUGAGUUCAUCCAUUGUAGAAAUUAUGGUUAAAUUAGGUUGGAUUAUAAGUAUAAUUACAGUAUUCUAUACAUGUAUGACAGGGUGGGGGCCGGGGGGGUCUUUAUUAAUUAUUUCAACUCGAGUACUACCAAAAUUGUGGUGCUUAUGAAAAAGUUGAAAUACGCUUCGUACAUAUUUUACAAAUUUUUAAAUAAGACCGUCUUAUCAUCAUAAAAUUACAUUGUAGAAUUGUAGGUGAAU
Molecule: messenger RNA, 2693 nt
Organism: Chenopodium quinoa (quinoa)
Lineage: Eukaryota; Viridiplantae; Streptophyta; Magnoliopsida; Caryophyllales; Amaranthaceae
Product: protein ALTERED XYLOGLUCAN 4-like
Exons: 3
Coding region: 1244-2455 (403 amino acids)
Cellular component (GO): Golgi apparatus
Molecular function (GO): O-acetyltransferase activity
Source: RefSeq, a predicted model, not a curated record